Messenger RNA from Heterocephalus glaber (naked mole-rat), 3242 nucleotides. It is a transcript of the gene Dedd, whose product is annotated as death effector domain containing. The record is from RefSeq and is a predicted model, not a curated record. Gene Ontology annotation, molecular function: DNA binding; protein binding. Gene Ontology annotation, biological process: regulation of apoptotic process; apoptotic process; extrinsic apoptotic signaling pathway via death domain receptors. Gene Ontology annotation, cellular component: nucleolus. Lineage: Eukaryota; Metazoa; Chordata; Mammalia; Rodentia; Bathyergidae.
UGGGAGGGAGGUGGGAGCUGGAGGGAGAGGCUGAGGGUGCUCGGGGAAGGGGCUUGUGGCAUGUGGUUGGAGGGAGGGCUGGACUCAGAGCUGUUGUGAGGUGGUAGGAGAAGGUGAGAAUUGGACUUGAGACGCUUCGUGGAGGGAGGUUUUGAAAGUGUUAAAUUGCAAGUGGGAGGGGGCAGGGCCUAGGCGAGAAUUUGGGUGGAAAAGGAGAGAACGAAGGUUUGGGGACUGGAAAGAGUGUCGGUGUGACAAGGCAAUGGGGAAAGUGAGAGACGGGAGGAAAGUUUGGGAGGAAGGGGAAUGGGAUGGGAGAUAGGACAGUGGAGCUGCACGGGUGAUACGGAUUCGGGGGUUUCCCUUCCCUCUGUGGCAAGGAAGAGAGCCAAGUUAAGCAGCAUCACUUGCAGCCAAUUCUAAUUGCCAGGGCCUUAGCUUUUAAUAGGGUGGGAAGGGCAGGAGGGAAUGGUCAUGUGGGUUAGGAGAAUUGGGGUUGAAUGAGGGUUCAACUGGAUUUGCUUUCCAAAAGGCUCUCUAGCUUACUGCUUCCUUGUUUUUCCUGGUUACAGAAAGAAGGGGAAAUGGGGAAGCUGGUGUAGAGUGUGGAGGAGUAAAGGACUUUUCUAGGUUUUAGUCAUUAGCAAUACAAGACUGGGGAAACAGAUGUGGCUAUAUUGGAGCCCUGUAUGCUGAGAAGUCUGAGGAGAAAACAGAAAAGACAAGACUGGCAUCUAGGCAGGCUAAUUCAGAGUCAUUUAGUUUUCAGACUCUUCUUUUGCUCUUUAAGUGCUAGGAGAGAGGGGGUCAAUAUACAUAUAUAGAAAAACGUUCCCUGCUGAGAUGUAGAUGUGUGAGUGGAUGCUGCCCCAGUGGAUAUUUUGUUCUCAUUCUGUGUUAGAGAAAAGGGCAAAGAUAGAAUUUGAAGGAUAGUUCUAGUCUGAUAAAUGAUGGGAAAUAGUGCUUUCUUUGACUGUAACCACUUUCUUCCCAGUUCUCUCUAAAGACGAAAGACAACAAUAAUAUUGUAACUAAAUGGAAUAAAGAAUUGAGAAGAACGGUGAGAAAGUUACCAGAGGGUAAUGGGCUUUCCUGGAAGCUGUCCAAUUUGAGACCUUUCUUGCCAGGAGACAUUGGGACUGGAAAUUCUUAGAGCUGGUAUUAUUUUGUGAAUUGACUAACAGGGAGUUAGGGAAGCUUAAAGGUUUUGUUGUGAGUUGGUUCUUUAUCUUGGAGUGGAUCAAUUUGAUUGAAAUAGCUUUAGGCUUCUUUGAAUUUUUGCGACUGAAAUUGACUAGCACUGUCAAAAUAAAGCUCCAAGUUUGACUCCCUACCCCAUUUGUUUUUGUUUUUCUGCUGGCUUUGAAACUUGUGCUAGGAAGAGACCUGGGAAAUUAAGUUUCUUCCAGAGUGCACUGGGGAUUAUAGCUGCUGAGCAGAGAUUCUGGACAGCAUUGUGUUCCUGAGCCCCCAGCAUGGCGGGGCUAAAGCGGCGGGCAAGCCAGGUGUGGCCAGAAGAGCAUGGCGAGCAGGAACAUGGGCUAUACAGCCUGCACCGCAUGUUUGACAUCGUGGGCACCCACCUGACACACAGAGAUGUGCGUGUGCUUUCUUUCCUCUUUGUCGACGUCAUUGAUGAUCAUGAGCGUGGACUCAUCAGAAAUGGACGUGACUUCUUACUGGCUUUGGAGCGCCAGGGCCGCUGUGAUGAGAGUAACUUUCGCCAGGUGCUGCAGCUGCUACGCAUCAUCACUCGCCAUGACCUGCUGCCAUACGUCACCCUCAAGAGGAGAAGGGCUGUGUGCCCUGACCUUGUAGACAAGUAUCUGGAGGAGACGUCAAUUCGUUAUGUGACCCCAAGAACCCUCAGUGAUCCAGAACCGAGGCCUCCCCAGCCCCCCAAAACAGUGCCUCCCCAUUAUCCUGUGGUGUGCUGCCCCACUUCGGGUCCUCAGAUGUGUAGUAAGCGGCCAGCCCGAGGGAGAGCCACACUUGGGAGCCAGCGAAAACGCCGGAAGUCAGUGACACCAGAUCCCAAGGAAAAGCAGACAUGUGACAUCAGACUGCGGGUUCGGGCUGAAUACUGCCAGCACGACACUGCUCUGCAAGGCAAUGUGUUCUCUAACAAGCAGGACCCACUUGAGCGCCAGUUUGAGCGCUUUAGCCAGGCCAACACCAUCCUCAAGUCCCGGGACCUGGGCUCCAUCAUCUGUGACAUCAAGUUCUCUGAGCUCACCUACCUCGACGCAUUCUGGCGCGACUACAUCAAUGGCUCGUUACUAGAGGCACUUAAAGGUGUCUUCAUCACAGACUCACUCAAGCAAGCUGUGGGGCAUGAAGCCAUUAAGCUGCUGGUGAAUGUGGAUGAGGAGGACUAUGAGCUGGGCCGACAGAAACUCCUGAGGAACUUGAUGCUGCAAGCAUUGCCCUGACCUUUCCCCUUCUAACUUCUCUGGGGACUGUUCCCACCACCUGCCUCUGGAGCUUACAUACAGUUCUGGGGUUUGUUCUCUGCCCUUCCAACCAAUCACACCCCUGCCUUUUUUUUUUUUUUUUUUUUUAAAGGAAAAGACAAAGGAGUGUGGAAGUGGUGUUCCCCAGCCCUCUCCGCACCCAUGUGCCUGGGCUUACCCUGGUCCCCAUUCCCACCUACCCCAAUGUGUGUCUGCAGCCACCUCACCACUGAGCCGUAAGACAAACAUGUAGGGAGAUGCAAAGUCUAUAGGACACAGUCUUUGUAAGGGAUUGAAGUGAACACUGCUUUUGGGUGCAUUGAGGGGUUAUCAAUACUUCUGGCUUUAUGAGGGCUCUUAAAUUUUGUCUGAAAAACCAAAGGGCUGUGAGUAAGGGAGCUGUAUGGAAGGUGGGAUUCGGAAGUGUAUUUUGGAAAUUAAUCACUACCCUCUUCCAAAUUACAGAAUUUUUAAGAAACAGAAGCUGUGGCCCUUUCCACUCUCUCCUGGCCUCUGGUGCUGCUCCUCUCUGCCGCCUUUUCUCCAUUCAAACUGCUACCUGGUGUGGCUCCUUCCUUUCUCCCCUUUGUCAAUCCCUCUUCAAGGGAGUAACGUAAGAGAACUUGGUCAGCCUCAUCACCCCUCCCAACUGUGGGGUGUGCUGUGUGUGUGCACACACACAGGGUGGGUGGUGAAGAGGCUGCUGACUGAAAUACACUCCCCCUAAAAAGGGGAAGGGGACGUGUGACACUUUCCAUGUUCACGUAAAAAUAAAUAACAUACCCUGUA